Molecule: messenger RNA, 1464 nt
Organism: Pseudonaja textilis
Lineage: Eukaryota; Metazoa; Chordata; Lepidosauria; Squamata; Elapidae
Gene: KCNF1
Product: potassium voltage-gated channel modifier subfamily F member 1
Biological process (GO): action potential; protein homooligomerization; potassium ion transmembrane transport
Cellular component (GO): voltage-gated potassium channel complex; membrane
Molecular function (GO): voltage-gated potassium channel activity
Source: RefSeq, a predicted model, not a curated record
AUGACCGAGGAUGUUAGUUUGCAAGAGCUGGACAGCGACAGGUCGGAAAAGAGUGAAGAGACGAAGAUUAUUGUUAAUGUUGGAGGAGUAAGGCAGGUGCUAUACGGGGAUCACCUGAACCUGUAUCCUGACACAAGGCUGGCAGAACUUGUGAACUGUUUAUCAGGCGGUUACGAUAGGAUUUUUUCACUUUGUGAUGACUACGAUCCUGGGAUAAGAGAGUUUUACUUUGACAGAGAUCCAGAUGCUUUCAAAUGCAUCAUCGAGGUUUAUGAUUUUGGGGAGGUUCACAUGAAGAAAGGCAUCUGUCCCAUUUGUUUCAAAAAUGAAAUGGAAUUUUGGAAAGUGGACCUGAACUUCCUGGAUGAUUGCUGCAAAGCACAUCUGAGUGAAAAAAAGGAAGAGCUAGAAGAGAUUGCCCGUCGGGUCCAGUUGAUCUUGGAUGACUUGGGAAUGGACUCUUCCGAAAACAGCUGGGCCAAGUGCAAAAAAUGUAUCUGGAAAUUCCUGGAAAAACCUGAAUCAUCCUACCCAGCUCGAGUUACAGCCGUCACAUCUUUUCUACUCAUCUUGACCUCGUCUGUAGUGAUGUGUGUGGGAACCAUCCCAGAGCUGCAGGUGCUGGACUCUGAAGGCAAAUCAGUAGAGCACCCAGUUCUGGAUAAGAUUGAGACCGCUUGUAUUGUCUGGUUUACUCUUGAGUAUGUCCUCAGGCUCAUCUCUUCUCCUAAUAAGUUGCACUUUGCUCUUUCUUUCAUGAACAUCAUUGACGUUUUUGCAAUCCUUCCUUUCUACAUCAGCCUCAUCCUGACCCAUUUGGGCACCAAAUUGAUGGAAUUAACCAAUGUACAGCAAGCGGUCCAAGCCCUUCGGAUCAUGAGGGUGGCCAGGAUUUUUAAACUGGCACGCCACUCCUCGGGACUACAGACACUGACCUAUGCGCUUAAGAGGAGCUUUAAGGAACUGGGGCUUCUCCUGAUGUAUCUAGCCGUUGGGAUCUUUAUGUUUUCUGCCCUGGGUUACACAGUGGAGCAAAGUCAUUCUGAAACCUUGUUUAAGAGCAUCCCUCAGUCCUUUUGGUGGGCAAUCAUCACCAUGACCACCGUGGGUUAUGGAGACAUCUACCCAAAGACAAUGCUGGGGAAACUCAAUGCGGCUAUCAGUUUCCUUUGUGGGGUCAUAGCCAUUGCCUUGCCCAUCCACCCCAUCAUUAACAACUUUGUGCGAUACUACAACAAGCAGAGAGUGCUAGAGACAGCUACCAAGCAUGAGUUGGAACUGAUGGAGCUCAAUGCAGGGGAUCAGAAAGGCAGCGGCUCCCAAGAUAAACCAGCACACCUUCUGGGGGAUGGAAACAAACAUUCCCGAUGGAGCAGUCACCAGAAAUUCUCUCACAGUGACACUUUCAUUCACCUCCUGUCAGAUGACAACUAUUACCGAACCAGGCUUCAGAGUUGCAAGUAG